AACUCUAUGUUUUGCCUUACAUAUAUUAUAUUGGCAUAAAUAUAUUGAGACGCCACAGUCAGAACACCAAUAUCCUUAAACCUUUCCCUUAGGGAGACUCUAGUACCUAGUCGGUAUAUAGCACGGAUAGCACGCUUCUGUAACACGAAGACAUUUUCUAUGUCGGCAGCAUUGCCCCACAUAAGAAUUCCGUAAGACAUAACACUGUGGAAAUAACUGAAGUACACUAAACGCGCCGUGGCUACAUCGGUGAGAGCUCUUACCUUUCUGACAGCGUACGCAGCAGAGCUUAGUCUAUUCGUGAGGCCAGUUAUAUGCUCACCCCAUUGAAUUUUGGAGUCUACAGUUAUUCCUAGAAAAGUGGUAGCUUGGACCGUUUCAAUUUCCUCGUUGUUUAAAACUACACUGGGGCCGAGAUUUUUCACGUUUGGCAAAGCAAAUUUUAUACAUUUGGUUUUCUUCGCAUUCAAAACCAAAUUAUUGGCUGUGAACCAGUGCGUUACUAACGACAGACACGAAUUCACGUCAUCAAAAUCUACUCUAUUCCUAUCAACUUUAAAAAUUAGAGACGUGUCAUCAGCAAACAAUACUACAUCACACAAUGAUUUUAAAUAAUAUGGCAAGUCAUUAAUGUACACAAGAAAUAAAAAUGGCCCUAGAAUCGAGCCUUGCGGUACGCCCAAACAAACGGGUAGAUUGGAAGAUUUGACACCAUUAACGUCAACACAUUGCAUUCUGCCGCUUAAAUAUGAGCUAAUAACACUAAGGGCUGAUUUUUCAAGAGCCAGAUAAAACGUCAAGUAGCUAACUGAUCAAUAACUUUAUCUGAUUCUUUAACGAACCAAUAAAGAGUUUCAAUUUUUCAAAGCAUAGUUACCAGUCAGUUUACUACCUGACCUUUUUUUGUGACUAGCUUCACACUACAUCUGUGUGAGCGAGACGCGCUUAUGAACAUUUACAGAUCUAAGAAAGAGACAAACAAUUUUCAACUUAAUGACAGCGGUUGUCACAUUUUAGAGGGAAUCAUAACAUAACCUUAAACUUUGACGACUCGUCUUCGUGUUAAUAUUUAUUUUCCGUUCGAAUUUAUUGUUUGCUUUUUGUGUGUUGUGUGUAAUCAUGGAAAAUAUCGUAAAACGUGAACGUUCCACGAAUUUUAACAAAAGCGAAAUAAGAUUAUUGACUGAAUUGGUGGCAAAACACCGUACUAUAAUUGAAAAUAAGCAGACAGACGCCGUAACCAAUAAAGAAAAGGAAGCAGCGUGGAUAAAAAUCAGUUCAUUAUUUAAUGCGGCUACGGGAUUUACAGCGAGGAGUACCAAGAGCCUGAAGCUUAAAUAUGAAGGCAUAAAAAAGGAAACCAAAAAAACAUUGGCCAAACAUCGGCAAGAGCUGUACAAAACUGGUGGCGGGCCCUCUUCAGCCCCAGAGGUUACAGAUAUACAGGAGAGGGUUAUCGCGAUAUGUUCGAAUAUCAAUGGGCUGGAUGCUCGAAAUGACAGCGACAAAAUUCCAGAACCUUUAGAACUGGAAGAGACUGCUAAAGUUGACCCGCUAUCGUUGCCACUGCAAUCAUUAGAAAAUAAUUUAGUAAUUGUACCAUGUGAUGACGAUAUUCCGUGUACUUUAGAUCAAGAAGAGUUUUGCCCGCAACAGGAUUUAAAGGAGAAAGUUAACAGUGAAAUUGGAAAUGACAAGGCCUUUGAUGACUUUCAAUCUAUAGAGAUACAGGAUAUGGAAGUGGAUCAAACUGAAAAAGAGAAUAAGUGGUCUUCAUGGAAGCCAAAGGCUUUAAAAACUAAGAUUAGUCCAUACUUGAAAAGUAAUCAAAAAAUUACUAAAGUUGGAGUGACUGCAAAACUGGACCAUUUAACUGAAUCUCGCUUAGAGCUAGUGAAGCUCAGAAGGAAAUUGCCAUAAAAGAGCAUGAGUUUGUCAAACAGGCACACUUAUUAAAAAUGCAGAACCUGCAUAAUGAUGAAAGAAGGAAGCAGGAAAUGCAUGAAGUACUAUUAAGUAAGCUCCGUACUGGUGUAAAUUAUGGAACAAGUCCUUUAGAAAUAAUAAAUAAAGAUUUAUAAAAUGUU
Molecule: messenger RNA, 2087 nt
Organism: Helicoverpa armigera (cotton bollworm)
Lineage: Eukaryota; Metazoa; Arthropoda; Insecta; Lepidoptera; Noctuidae
Exons: 5
Coding region: 1120-1920 (266 amino acids)
Cellular component (GO): nucleus
Source: RefSeq, a predicted model, not a curated record